UGCCCUGGAAAUGCCUCUGGUGGUCUGGGGUCUCCAUUCCUCUUUUGUAUCUUGCCUCUGAUGUACUUUCUUUUUUUCUUUUUUCUUUGUCCUUAGCCUCAGACUAUGGCAUGAAACUGCCUAUCCUGCGUUCCAACCCUGAGGACCAGAUCCUGUAUCAAACUGAGCGGUACAAUGAGGAAACCUUUGGCUAUGAAGUGCCCAUCAAGGAAGAGGGGGACUACGUGCUGGUGUUGAAAUUUGCUGAGGUCUACUUUGCACAGUCCCAGCAGAAGGUAUUUGAUGUACGAUUGAAUGGCCAUGUCGUGGUGAAGGAUUUGGAUAUUUUUGAUCGUGUUGGUCACAGCACAGCUCAUGAUGAAAUCAUCCCUAUGAGCAUCAGAAAGGGGAAGCUGAGUGUCCAAGGAGAGGUGUCCACCUUCACAGGGAAACUCUACAUUGAAUUUGUCAAGGGGUACUAUGACAAUCCAAAAGUCUGUGCACUCUACAUCAUGGCUGGGACAGUGGAUGAUGUACCAAAGCUGCAGCCUCAUCCAGGAUUGGAGAAGAAAGAAGAGGAAGAAGAAGAAGAAGAGUAUGAUGAAGGGUCUAAUCUCAAAAAACAGACCAAUAAGAAUCGGGUGCAGUCAGGCCCCCGCACACCCAACCCCUAUGCCUCAGACAACAGCAGCCUCAUGUUUCCCAUCCUGGUGGCCUUUGGAGUCUUCAUUCCAACCCUCUUCUGCCUCUGCCGCUUGUGAGAACAAAUGACCAUCCUGAACAGGGUUGAGGGGAUGGGAAAGAAACCAAACAUGUUGAUUUUGGUUUCUGUAUUUUUCACACUGAUUAAUGAAAACAAAAACAAAACGCAAAAAUCAAAGGAGAUAAAAAGAGGCGGAGUAAGUAGAGAACAGCCCUCAUCUACCACCUAGUCCCACACCUGCUUCAGUUCUAGUCCUUUGUUUGUGGCUGGCCCCCAGCCAUCUCUUUCCUUUUGAGGGUACUUAGGGUAAAUUGGAUCCUUCCUAUUCAAGGAUCCUCAUUUGUAUACCUAGUGGAAAGGACUCUGAACUCAGAAGAGUUACAGCUCCAUUUUUUUAGGUUAGAAAUUAACAGCAGGGAAAUGUCAUAUUAUUACCUGAGAUGACCAGCACUGGGAGUUGUUCUGAAAUUAUAUCCAGAUAAGUUUUCAGAUGUUGUAGGGUUGAGAGAGCGUGUGCAUGAAGAUAUAUAAUUUGUAUGAUUUUUAAAAAGGAGGAUUAAAGAAAGAAGGAAAAGCAAAUGCUUCCUUACUUGGAAGCGUUUCUGGAUUAAUUCAGUGAUGAUUUUACCUUUAGUGUUUGAGCAUUGUCAUUGCUUAUCUCCCUGACAUGUGCCAGUUAGAGGACUGUCUGGUAUCCAAGACAAUUAGUUUAUGUCAGGUCCUCAAAUUGCCUCUGACUUGUUACCACAACAGAUCAUUUUGAUUUCAGUGCCUGUUGGGGACUUGAUUUUGUCUCAGUUUUUUCCUUAAUCUGGCUCAUUUGAAAUCUCUUCUCUCUCUCAACCAUCCUGCUAAGUUAUUGCCAAGAAGGGAAGAAGACAUUGGGAUUUGGGGCUCUCUCUGCUUGAAUGUCUUAUCCUUGACCACCUCACCUCGUUGGUACCUCCCUCCCUAGAUCUCUGAGCCAGCAGCCAGGAGGACCUGACCCAGCAGUUCUUUACUGGCCCCUUUGUAGGGUCUUGCUGCCAGGGGCAGGGAUGCUUUCCAGCCUGCAGUAACAGAACACUUGACCUUAAAAGUCUCUUCUGGUCUUUGGAUUAGGAAAGGCUUAUGUGAGCAUAACUUAAGAGCAACCUCAGAGACUUGAGCCCUACUAAGUGACCACUGUUUAAAAUGUCUAGUAUCUGAUGUUCAUUUAUUCUUAUGUCUUCUGUGUCACAGUUCAACCAGUUUUGCCUAGAGCUGCCCUAAGGAACUAGACUGGUUGGCGAUAUUGGCCCAGUGAUGCUUCAUAUUGAUCUUAUCGCCCUACUCUUCCUUUCAUUUCCCUGUCCAGGUAACAGUCGGGUUCUUGGUGUGAUGAGAUUGAAGGAUUUUCAAUCACCCAUAGUCCUGGCAGCUCUAAAGAUAACCUUAGCAUCUAAGUGUCUGUUUUGAAUUCCCUG
Carlito syrichta (Philippine tarsier) is the source of this 2127-nucleotide messenger RNA. RefSeq names its product malectin (gene MLEC). Gene Ontology annotation, cellular component: membrane. Bases 111 to 740 code for a protein of 209 amino acids. The transcript is spliced from 4 exons. The record is from RefSeq and is a predicted model, not a curated record. NCBI's taxonomy places the organism in Eukaryota, Metazoa, Chordata, Mammalia, Primates, Tarsiidae. Gene Ontology annotation, molecular function: carbohydrate binding.